This is a messenger RNA of Mycena indigotica, 1671 nucleotides long. Its product is annotated as Cytochrome P450 monooxygenase. The transcript has 15 exons. Lineage: Eukaryota; Fungi; Basidiomycota; Agaricomycetes; Agaricales; Mycenaceae. Bases 1 to 1671 code for a protein of 556 amino acids. Gene Ontology annotation, molecular function: monooxygenase activity; heme binding; oxidoreductase activity, acting on paired donors, with incorporation or reduction of molecular oxygen. The record is from RefSeq and is a predicted model, not a curated record.
AUGUCCCUCCGACUCACCCCUGGUGUCAAAUUCAUCUUGGCUGCGCUCCCGAAGUUAACGCUGCCUGGAGCCAUUGUUUAUCUUGUGGCUCAUCACCUCAGCUAUGCUCGCUGGGUUUGUGUUCUUGGAUCAAUGGCAGCAUGGCCGUUGUUGUCCUUAGUUCACGCCCAACUACGCCAUAUGGCAGAGGAAAGGGAAAUUCGUGCACUUGGUGCCGUCCGAGUGCCAGAAGUGAAAGGCAAAUGGCCUUGGAACCUCGAUCUCGUUGUGGGUCGUUUGAAGCAGGGCAAAGACGGCUACCCGUUCGAUGCUGUAGAAGUCAUGACUCGGCAGUAUGGUGAGACGUUCAACAUGUGCAUUUUCGGCGAGAAUCGCGUAGUCACCCAGAAUCCCACGCACAUACAAAAGAUGUAUGCUACUGAUUUCGAGGGUUGGGAGAAGGGUGACAGAUUCAGAUGGCAGUUCGCCUCUCUGGGUCUGGGUGUUUUUGUCUCUGAUGGGAGUAUGUGGAGAUUCCAUCGCCAGAUGAUGCGGCCAUUCUUCAGCCGGGAUCGAAUCACCGAUUUGGACAACUUCUCAAGACAUUGCGAGAAUGCACUAGACGUUCUGAGGGCUUCCGACGGCGUGCCCAUUGAUUUCCAAGAUGUAGCUUUCCGCUUCACCCUUGACGCAGCUGCAGAAUUUCUAUGUGGUGUCAGAAUCAACUCCCUCCAUGGCGAUGAAAAUUCACAAACAUUUGGACCCGCCAUGUCUUCUCUCCAGCAUCAACUGGCACAGAGGAGUAGGAUGGCGCCACUAUGGCCAUUUUUCGAAAUCAAACGGGACAAAACUCGAGUAUAUCUCGACGCAAUCCAGAACUUUUUCCGACCCAUCAUUCAAGCGGCUCUGGAAAAGAAAGUUGCUAAUGAUGGAAAUGCUGCGCCGAGCGAUACUCUGCUCGACGAACUGCUGGAAAAGACUUCAGAUCCUCAGCUCAUUCUUGAUCAAACGAUGAACGUCCUGUUUGCUGGUCGCGACACGACUGCGGCUACAAUUACCUUUUUAACAUACUGCUUAGCUACACAUCCACCCGUACUGGCGCGGGUGAGGGCUGAGAUUGCAGCCCAAUUAGGUGACCUCCGUAGCCCAACCUUCGAGGACAUCAAGGAAUUAAAGCUGCUUCGCGCCACAAUAAAUGAAACUUUGCGUCUGUUCCCCCCAGUUCCCGGAAAUGUAAGAUCGGCUAUCCGGUCAACUACCCUGCCGUCAAAUAUUCAGGGCGGCAAGCCCUAUUAUAUACCCGCAGGAACCAAGGUUCCCUUUUCGACUAUGACAAUGCAUAAGAGCAAGAAAUUUUGGGGGGAUGACGCCGACAAUUGGGACCCCGACCGCUUUCUCGAUGAGCGAAAUCAGCGAGUGGUAUCGAAUCCGUUCAUUUUUCUUCCGUUUAGUGCUGGUCCUCGCAUUUGCCUUGGUCAACAGUUCGCAUACCAAGAAAUCUCCUUCUUCAUAGUCAGACUUCUGCAAACCUUUCAAUCUAUUGAGCUGGCACCCGAAGCUCAGCCAGAAGAUUCCCGUCCACCAGCAGCCUGGGCGAACGGACCAGGAAGGAAGAAGUUGGAGAAAAUCAAGCCAAAAUCUGAUUUGACCAUGAGUGUAGCGGGCGGAUUGUGGCUGACGGUGAAGACCUGA